AUGAAGCAGUCCUGGAAGACACUAAGGGGUGCUGAACGCUCGAAUUGGUUCGUUGUUCCUGAAGAAUCCCUCGAUUCCGAAUCAUUCUUCGAUAUAGUAAUUCCAAGACGUCGUCUCCAAGGACCGCCGUCGGUCCUACCUCCGGACCGAGGUGUGCGUCAUGAGAUUGACCUGGUUACAGAAACCGAAAAUUGUGUAACAUGCCAACGGACUCUGUCCAAAGAGCAGUAUGACGUUAUUGACGCCAUUCUCCGUGCGAGCACGACGCAGCGUGAGAGCAAGUCCCUCAUUCGACACCCACGUUUUGUGUUUGGAAGCCGAACGGAAAGUGGCGUAUCGCUCAAUGAUUGGUCCGUGCCAAACAGUUUAAAACAGCUGAGACAAUGGUUGGGCUUGGCCAACUAUUUGCCAAAAUACAUGCGCAACUUUGCAGCGUUGAUACAACCCCUAACGACUCUUUUAAACGUUGAGUGGGAAUGGUCAAAAGAUCACCACGACGAUUGUCCAGUACAUAUGACACUGAUGCAUCCGAAUCUAGGUCUGUCGCGUGCAGAACGGUUUUCUGCCUACAAAAAUAUGGCGGUAUUUGCCGAAGUGAAGAAGAGUUGGAGAAAACCUCCUCUUCUUGCGACUGCAAACCACGAUAAUACUUUUCUUGUGGUCUGCGAUGCAAGUGAUUAUGCCAUCGGCUAUGCGUUGAUGCAAAACGAUGAUGAGGGCCAAAAGCGAGCUGUUUCGUAUCAGUCGCGACGAUACCGGCCUGCGGAACGGACCUAUCCAGUUUAUGACAAAGAGCUUCUAGCAAUGAGGUAUGCUUAUCUUACGUUUCGUGUCUACUUGCUUGGAGAGGAGCGCUUUGCUAUCUACCCAGAUAAUGCCUCACUGCGUACGGCAGUCACGACUCCUCAUUUAUCGCAAAGAAUGCUUUGA
Molecule: messenger RNA, 930 nt
Organism: Plasmopara halstedii
Lineage: Eukaryota; Oomycota; Peronosporomycetes; Peronosporales; Peronosporaceae
Product: reverse transcriptase
Exons: 1
Coding region: 1-930 (309 amino acids)
Source: RefSeq, a predicted model, not a curated record